GUCACUUCGCCCAUCCAGUAGGGUCUCGAUAUCUUGGGCACUGCGUGAGAUAAGGAUUCAUGUAUUUGGUUGACCUCCGCGACGCAUUCUGCCGUCCAAGGAUAGGAUAUUGGCCAUGGUUCAAAGGAACGAGAUUUUCCUUUUUAAAUUCAACGUUAGUUUGGCUACAUUGUGGUAUGCGGUAGGACUAUAAAACGUCGUGCGACGUGCAACUUCGCGGUCAAUGUUCGAGUGGAUUCCGCCGGUGGAUGGUCGGCCUGUUCAGUGAUUCGUCCAUUAGCGUGCAUUCUCGCUGCAGAAAGGCUUUGCGGUAAAAACUAGCAACAUUGACAGUGAACCUUGAGUGUUGAGUGAUCCCCAAAAGCGGAGAAUUGGAGAUGGAUCCGAUGCAAGUGGAAGUGAAGGACAUCGACAAGCUCUUGCAACUGGACGCGUAUCUGAAACCUUUUGAACGGGAAAUACGAAGAAGACAUGGCUGCGUCAAAGGGUGGUUAGAUAGAAUCAAGGAAGUGGAAGGAGGUCUUGAUCAGUUUUCGCGAGCAUAUUCUUAUUAUGGACUGCAUUUCGAACCAGAUAAUUCGGUGGUAGCCAGAGAAUGGGCACCAGGUGCAACACAAGUUUACCUUACAGGCGACUUCAACAAUUGGCAGUGGGAACAGCAUCCAUACAAAAACUUGGGAUAUGGCAAAUGGGAAUUAAAACUUCCUCCAAAUUCUGAUGGAACUCCUCCCAUAAAACAUUUGUCAGAGAUAAAAGUCAUAAUACGUACGAAGUCAGGCCAACUGGUUGAUCGGUUGUCACCGUGGGCAAAAUACGUUUUACAGCCUCCAAAAGAAGCAAAUCAGGGAACGAAUUACAAACAGUACGUGUGGAAUCCGGACCAGACUUACAAAUUCCAGUUCCCUAAACAACCACGACCUAAGUCACUGCGGAUAUAUGAAUGCCAUGUGGGUAUUGCAACUGAAAAGUAUGAAGUCGGAAACUAUGACAAUUUCGCUGAGAAUAUUAUUCCGAGAAUUGUUAAGCAAGGCUACAACGCUAUUCAAGUUAUGGCGAUUAUGGAACAUGCAUACUAUGCCAGUUUUGGUUAUCAGGUCACAAGUUUCUAUGCAGCUUCUAGUCGAUAUGGAACUCCCGAGCAAUUAAAACACAUGGUUGACGUGGCACAUAAACAUGGAGUUUAUGUUCUUUUAGAUGUGGUGCAUUCGCAUGCAAGUAAAAAUGUUCAAGAUGGUUUGAAUCAGUUCGACGGAACUGACGCUUGUUUCUUCCACUCUGGUCCUCGUGGUGAACAUACCCUUUGGGACAGUCGAUUAUUUAAUUACUUGGAAUAUGAAGUGUUGCGGUUUUUGCUAUCAAAUUUAAGAUGGUGGAGCGAUGAAUAUAAUUUUGAUGGAUUUAGAUUCGAUGGAGUCACUUCAAUGUUAUAUCACUCACGGGGUAUAGGAGAAGGCUUUAGCGGCGAUUACAACGAGUAUUUUGGCUUAAAUGUGGAUACAGAUGCUCUUGUCUACUUGGCAUUAGCUAACCACAUGUUGCACGAACAAAAUCCAGAAGCAAUAACAAUUGCCGAGGAUGUUUCAGGAAUGCCCACCCUAUGCCGACCUAUAUCUGAAGGCGGAGUCGGUUUUGACUAUCGUCUUGGUAUGGCCAUUCCAGAUAAAUGGAUUGAAAUUUUAAAAGGCAAACGCGAUGAAGACUGGAACAUUGGUAACAUCGUACACACCUUAACAAAUCGCAGAUGGAAAGAGAACACGGUCGCAUAUGCCGAGUCUCACGAUCAAGCGCUCGUUGGCGACAAGACCAUAGCAUUUUGGUUGAUGGAUAAAGAAAUGUACACACAUAUGUCCAUGCUUUCUGAACCUUCGCUUAUUAUUGAUCGUGGCAUUGCAUUGCACAAAAUGAUUCGUUUAAUUACACAUGCACUGGGAGGCGAGGCUUAUUUGAACUUCAUGGGAAAUGAAUUUGGACACCCAGAGUGGUUGGAUUUCCCCCGAGUUGGCAAUAACGAUUCUUAUCACUAUGCUCGUCGGCAAUGGAAUUUGGUGGAUGAUCCGCUUCUAAAAUAUAAAUUUUUGAAUGAAUUUGAUAAAGCUAUGAACUUAACGGAGGAGAAAUAUGGGUGGUUAAGAAGUGAUCCAGCAUAUGUGAGUUGGAAGCACGAAGGGGAUAAAGUUAUUGCUUUUGAAAGAGGUGGUGUACUCUUUGUUUUCAACUUCCACCCCACCCAAAGUUUCACUGAUUACAGAGUUGGAGUGGAAGUCCCUGGCAACUAUAAAAUUGUCCUGAGCUCUGAUGAUAGCUUGUUUGGAGGAUACAAUCGCGUAGAUAAGAAUUGCAGUCAUUUGACUAAUCCAGAAGGUUAUGCAGGAAGACGGAAUUUUAUUCAGGUUUAUACACCAUCUCGCACAGCAGUCGUUUACGCCAAAGCUGAUUAAUUUUGGGUAUAAAAAACGGGUAUUUUGCAAAAUAAAAAUCAUAAAAUCAUAUAAAGCAUUUGGAAAUAAAUGUAGGAGCUUCCGAUGCAGUUGUUAUAAAAUUCUAAAAAACUGUAGACUUGUUUCCUUUUUUCUAUAAAAUAAAAAAAAAGUACUACUUUUUUAAAAAGUG
Molecule: messenger RNA, 2610 nt
Organism: Hermetia illucens (black soldier fly)
Lineage: Eukaryota; Metazoa; Arthropoda; Insecta; Diptera; Stratiomyidae
Gene: AGBE
Product: 1,4-alpha-glucan-branching enzyme
Exons: 8
Coding region: 378-2438 (686 amino acids)
Biological process (GO): glycogen biosynthetic process
Cellular component (GO): cytoplasm
Molecular function (GO): cation binding; 1,4-alpha-glucan branching enzyme activity; hydrolase activity, hydrolyzing O-glycosyl compounds
Source: RefSeq, a predicted model, not a curated record